AUGCCUCCACGCCUCCCCUCGCCGGCAUUACUCGCCUCCGCCCACCGCCGCGCGCUCUCCGCUCUCCCAGCUACCGCCGCCGCGCGACCCGGUGCCCCCCACCUGCUCGACGGAGUGCCGCGCCCGGACCCCCUCGCUCAACUCCCGCCCGAGCUCGCUUGCUUCGUCCGCUCGCGCGCCGCGGGGCACACGCCCAGCCAGUUCGCCUACGGGAACGCGCUCAAGGCCUGCGCCCCCGCCGCCGGCUCCGGAGCGCCAGGCAAUGUCGCGUUCGCGGAGCAGGUCUACUGCGCGGCCUGGAAGGACGGGCUCGCGGGCGACGCGUACGUCUGCAGCGGCAUGGUCGACCUGCUCGCCAAGAGCGGGCGCCUCGGGGACGCGCUCAGGGCGUUCGCGGACGGCGACCCGGGCAGCGCGGUCUGCUGGAACGCGGUCAUCUCUGGCGCGUCGCGGAACGGCGAGCACGGCCUCGCCGUCGAGAUGUUCACCGACAUGGCGUGGGGCUCCUGCGAGCCCAACUCGUUCACCUACUCCGGGGUUCUCAGCGCCUGCGCAGCCGCCGCGGAGCUCUGCGUCGGGAGGGCGGUUCACGGGCUGGUGCUUCGGCGUGACCCCGAGUAUGAUCUGUUCAUCGGGACGUCGAUCGUCAACAUGUACGCGAAGUCCGGCGAUAUGGUCGCUGCCAUGAGGGAGUUCUGGAGGAUGCCGGCCCGGAACGUGGUUUCCUGGACCACCGCCAUCGCUGGCUUCGUGCAGGAGGAGGAUCCAGCGAGCGCGGUUAGGCUUCUCAGGGAAAUGGUCCGGAGCGGCGUGUCGAUGAACAAGUUCACUGCUACUAGCGUCUUGCUCGCGUGUUCCCAGAUGUAUAUGGAAGUGGCUAGCCAGAUGCAUGGCAUGAUCAUAAAGACAGAGCUCUACUUGGAUCACGUUGUCAAGGAGGCUUUGAUCUGCACGUACGCUGCUAUCGGGGCUACUGAGUUGUCCGAGAAGGUGUUUGAAGAAGCUGGCAGAGUAAGCAAGACAAGUAUCUGGUCGACUUUGAUAUAUGAGAUUAGUAGCCAUAGCUUAUCGAGAUCAAUUGAGCUGUUGAUGAGGAUGUUCCGGCAGGGUCUAACACCAAAUGACAAAUGCUACGCUUCUGUUUUCAGUUCUGUGGACUCGAUUCAGCUUGGCAGACAACUGCAUUCGUCGGUUAUAAAAGAUGGGCUUGUUCAUGGUGUUGUUGUUGGCACUGCACUGUCCACCAUGUACUCCAGAGGGGAUGAAGUGGAAGAUAGCUACAAGGUCUUUCAAGAGAUGCAGGAACAUGAUGAAGUCUCAUGGACAUCAAUGGUUGCUGGUUUUGCAUCCCAUGGCCGUUCAGCUCAGGCAUUCCGAUUAUUCAGGAAUAUGAUUCUUGAUAAUUUUAAGCCUGGCCAUAUUACGCUAUCUGCCAUUCUUUCAGCUUGUAAUGGACCAGAAUGCUUGCUCAAAGGGAAGGAAGUUCAUGGACACAUCCUUCGUGCCUAUGGGGAAACCACAUCCAUCGGCCAUUCUUUGGUUUCCAUGUAUUCCAAAUGUCGCCAAGUACAAAUAGCUAGAAGAAUAUUUGAUGCAACUGCAUGCAAAGAUCAGGUCAUGCUGUCUUCAAUGAUAUCUGGAUACUCUACCAAUGAUUGCAAUGAUGAGGCAAUCUCACUUUUUCAGCUUAUGGUGGCAGCUGGUUUUCUAAUAGAUAGCUUCAUAUGCUCAUCUAUCAUUAGCCUAUGUGCUAACAUAGCAAGACCACUCUAUGGAAAACUAUUACAUGGUUAUGCAACUAAAGUAGGAAUACAGUCUGAUCUAUCAGUAAGUAGUUCACUCGUGAAGUUGUACUCCAAAAAUGGCAACCUGCGUGAUUCUCGUAAAGUUUUUGAUGAAAUUAAUUCCCCAGAUUUAGUUACUUGGACAGCUAUAAUUGAUGGAUAUGCUCAGCAUGGAAGUGGUCAGGAUUCUUUAAGGAUGUUUGAUUUGAUGAUUAAGCAUGGAGUAAAACCAGAUAAUGUUGUACUAGUAAGUAUUUUAUCUGCUUGCAGCCGCAAUGGUUUAGUUGAAGAAGGAUUUAACUAUUUUAACUCUAUGAGAAGCGUCUAUGGGGUACAGCCAGUGUUACACCACUACUGUUGUAUGGUUGAUUUACUUGGUCGUUCUGGGAGGCUUGCAGAGGCAAAAAGUUUUAUUGAGAGCAUGCCUAUGAAGCCUGACUUGAUGGUAUGGAGCACACUGCUUGCUGCUUGCAGAGUUCAUGAUGACGCUGUACUUGGAAGGUUCGUGGAAAAUAAGUUACGUGAAGAUAAUUACGAUUCAGGCUCUUUUACAACUCUGUCAAACAUUCUAGCAAAUUCUGGAGACUGGGAGGAAGCAGCGAGAGUAAGAAAAUCAAUGAAUGGCACCAAGAAAGAGCCUGGAUGGAGUAUGGUGUAAGAAUUGAAAUGACUGAAGAGUUAUAUAAAUAAAACAAAAAUGGAGCACAGUACAUUGAUGGACUUGAAAUGAUGACAUCAUCUUCGGCAAGUUGGAAAAGAGGACCAGCUGGUUGCAUAGCAGCUACUGGGCAUCUCUGGGGGAGGUUGGGGGACAAGUGAGAGAUUCACAGGGCACGUUGCAUGUCCAAUCAUCUGAAGAAUCUAGCCCCAGAUCAAAUGGGAAUUUUAUUUUUCGUGGAACUCCACACUCGUUACCUGUAACGUAUCCAUUAUCAGGUUUUCUUGUAUAUGGAUCUUCAUCCCUGUUUCCAGUACCUCCAAUUGUGUCUAUAUCCCAAUCAACUGCAUACCCAUCGCACUGUUCAAGCUGUUCGAACUCAGUAUCUGGUGAGGCUUCAUUCAUGCUAUUGACAAUUCCAGGGUCUAUGCUGAGAAGCACGGCAUCUGAUGACCUCUGCAGGGUCUGUGUUUCAAAUGGCAAGAUGAUCGGAUUGCUAUGGAUGCCUUUUUCUGAUAGAUGAGUUAAGGACGGACCGCGGUUGAAGUUUAUGACUUUAUAUGAAGAACCAUUCUGUGAACUGUUGAGCUUCUGCUGCUGCCGUCCUUGAAAGUAAUGUUGGCUAUUAAACCGAUUCACAGGUACUGCAACUUCUGCCGAGCAAGAGGAGCUUUCCAAAGCAAAAUGUGAAGCCUGUAUGGACUGCAAGGCAGAUAACAGAUCUGGCUCUGUCGUUGCAAUUGACUGAGGACCCCAGGAGUGAGAUAGUGUUCUUUGCGCCAUUGAACUAGGCUUUUUAAAUAUUCUACAAAUAGCCCAGGCAUCCUGUUUGAUAAAGACAAAUCACCGAAGUGUUGGAUCAGUUAAUGAUGGAAGCCUGAACUCAUGCAUCAUCCAAUCAGUUUUGAUCCCUUUUGCUGCUCUUCCUUUAUAAAAGACAAGAGACUUCUUCAGGCCUAUACACUUGGUUCCCUGGGAGGAGUAAAUUGGCCUAUCUGUUCCUGUUGCUUUCCAGAAUCCAGCUCCUGUGACUCUAUUUGGUCUAGCACUAUUUCGAUACUUCCGGUCCCUUGGGCAGUAGAAAUACCAUUCUUUCUCCCCAGAAGUUGCAAGUUCUAUCCAUGAGCAAGAUAAUAAAUAAUACAUUACAGAAAGGAAAUGAAUAAUGUUGCAGAAAUUCAAGGAGGAUAACUAUACUUAGAUUGGUUUUCUAAUGAGAAGAAACUACU
Messenger RNA from Lolium rigidum, 3671 nucleotides. RefSeq names its product pentatricopeptide repeat-containing protein At1g74600, chloroplastic-like. Bases 1 to 2442 code for a protein of 813 amino acids. The transcript is spliced from 3 exons. Gene Ontology annotation, molecular function: RNA binding; protein binding. Gene Ontology annotation, biological process: RNA modification. The record is from RefSeq and is a predicted model, not a curated record. Lineage: Eukaryota; Viridiplantae; Streptophyta; Magnoliopsida; Poales; Poaceae.